Molecule: messenger RNA, 1737 nt
Organism: Lasiodiplodia theobromae
Lineage: Eukaryota; Fungi; Ascomycota; Dothideomycetes; Botryosphaeriales; Botryosphaeriaceae
Product: Zinc finger C2H2-type protein
Exons: 3
Coding region: 1-1737 (578 amino acids)
Biological process (GO): regulation of transcription by RNA polymerase II; DNA-templated transcription
Cellular component (GO): chromatin
Molecular function (GO): RNA polymerase II cis-regulatory region sequence-specific DNA binding; zinc ion binding; DNA-binding transcription factor activity, RNA polymerase II-specific
Source: RefSeq, a predicted model, not a curated record
AUGUUGCAUGAGCCGACUUUCGAUCUAGAGAAGGCUUCAGAGUCUCUGGUUAAAGCCGUUACGUGCAUAGGGCUAUUAUAUGGCCAGGCAGAAUCGAGGCUUGCGGCCAGUAGAAAGCUGUUCGAGAAGUGUUACAGCUCUUUGGAAGAAUACACGAAAGAGGAUUGCAGCAGAUUCCAAGAGACGUCUGUGCUCCAAUCCUACAUACUGCUCGAGUUCUAUGGAGUCUACGUAUGCGACGACACUCUUUUGUCAAAAGCUCAAGCGAUCCAUCACGCCGUUGUUGGGGCUAUCAGAGAGUUGCAAAUGACGCACGAUGGCCACGCGUCUCGUCUCGACUCUCCGGAAGAGCCAGAAUGUAUCCCGUCAUUAGCAGCAAACAAUUCAGCAACUCUUCAGCAGCGGUGGCGGGAGUUCAUCGCGGAAGAGGAGAGAAAGAGAUGCAUAUACGCCGUCUACCUGCUGGACUCGCAGCUCUCCAUCGCCUGCAACCUGCGGCCCCAACUAUCCGCGCUCGAGAUCAAAUACCAGCUGCCGUCCGCCGACGACCUCUGGGCGGCGCCCACGGCCGAAAGCUGGGACAAGCUGCAAAAAGAGCACUUCCGCUCCUUCAACGAGCACGACGACCGCUUCGGCACCGACGAAGUCACACCCUCGCAGGGCUCGCUCCACGGCAGCACGCAGGACCUCCUCUUCAACCGGCCCGCCGACCCGCACCCACCCGCCCUCCGCCUCCUCUGGUACUCGCCCUUCGCCGCCCUCGUCCUCGUCACGCAACUCCAAAUGACAGCGCGCGAACUGACGCACGCCUCGUGCCUGCUCCUCCGCCCUAAACUAAGCCGAAACGCCGCCACCUCCGACGACAACGCCAGCCACCAGCAACAACGCCCCCUCUCCAUCCUCACCGAAGCCCAGCACGGCCAGAUCUCGCAAGCCCUCCGCAACAUCGCCGAGCUAGCGCCCCAACCCCAACACCACCGCCACCCCGCCGCCUCCUCCUCCUCGUCCUCCACCUCCUCCAACCCCCUCUCCUUCUCCUCCCCGCUCUCCACCUCCGCCACGACCGAAGGCAACCACCCCCUCUGGCACUCCUUCUGGCUAACGUGGCGCUACACCUCCCUCACGCUCUCGCACUCGGACGCGCUGCUCGUCUCGGGCGUCGUCGAGACGAACCUGCCCGCCGCCAUCGCCACGGCCGGCCACCUCGCGCGGCCGCGCCGCAAGCGGUAUCGCGACCGCUACGAGGACAGGGACGUGUUUCGCAUCCUGGUCGAUUUGGAGAGGGCGUUGGUCGGGAUAGGGAGGGGGCCGGGUUGUGGUGGGACUAGUGGUGUUGCGGUGGCGGGGGUGCCGGAGUUGGAGAAUCCGUUCUUGACGCUGCUUGCGUUUAAGAUUUCGUUGAUUGGGUGGAGGAUUGUGAGGUUGACGGCGAUGACGGCGAUGGCGGAUGAUCAGGGGGUGGCGGCGUAUGAUGGGCUGGGUAGGUGUGAUCCGUCGAGGUUUGUGUUGAGGAGUAUCAUGGCUGCGAUUGGGGAGGAUACGGGGAUGAGUGGAGAUGCUGAUGGGGGGAGGAUGAUGGAUGCUGAGGUAAGGUAUCUGAGGUGGGUGCAGGAGGCGCUGCAGAAACGGACUGUGUGGCCGGUGGGCAAGUGGGAGGCGGCAAUUGUGCAAGAGGCGGCGGCAGAGGCGGCGGAGUAUGCGGCAAUGGCGAGGGAGUGUGGUGGUGGUGGGUUGUGA